This is a messenger RNA of Haemonchus placei, 1134 nucleotides long. The record is from the annotation of a GenBank genome assembly. NCBI's taxonomy places the organism in Eukaryota, Metazoa, Nematoda, Chromadorea, Rhabditida, Trichostrongylidae.
AUGGCUCAUUUUGCUCGACUUGCAUUUGUUGUCGUACUGGCUUUUUCUGCGACUUUAGCUGAAGAUGUGCCUACGAAUGAGACCUCCAUCCAGCUAACGCGAGCCAAACGGCAAUGCUGCUCAUCUUCGUCUAGCUCCUGUUGCCCGCAGCAGCAGCAGACAAUGCAGUGUGUACCGGUAUGUAUCCAACAAUGCCAGGCCUCUUGCCAAACUCAACAAUGCUCCCAGAGUUGUGCACCCAGCUGCAACCAACAGUGUGGGGGUAGCCAGCAAGUGAUCGUUCUGCAACAAGACAACUGCCAAUCUUGCCAGCAGUCAUGCAGUAACUCCUGUGCAACUCCUUCCUGUCAAAGCAGUUGCCAAGCGAGCUGUGCUCCCCAGUGUGGAACUCAAGCUCCUCCACAGGUGAUCGUUCUCCCGGCUCAGGAUCAGUGCAGUGCUUGCCAACAGACCUGUCAAUCUAGUUGCUCCAACCAAAACUGUAACUGUCAACAGUCGUGUGCUCCCGCUUGUGGUAACAGCAACAACAACAAUCAAGUAAUCGUGAUCCAAUCCAGCCAGGACAACUGCAAUAAUCAGUGCAAUCAGCAGUGUAGCUCAUCCUGUUCCACUCCCGUUUGCGCCUCUUCCUGCCAGUCCUCCUGUUCCUCAGCAUGCGCUCCACAACAGUGUGCUCCAGCCUGCAUGCCAACUUGCUCAUCUUCCUGCACACAACAGCAGCAACAGCAACCAAUCGUGGUCGUCGUACCUCAGGGUGAUAGCUGCUCCAAUUCAUGCCAGUCUCAAUGCAGCUCCGCCUGCUCGACUCCCUCGUGCCAGCAAUCCUGCAACAACCAGUGCCAAGCCUCUUGCAACCCAUGCCAAGGAAACUCAUGCAAUAAUAACCAGCAGCAGCAGAUAAUCGUCGUUCAACAACAGCAGCAGAGCUGUCAGAACCAGUGCCAGAGCAGCUGCAUGAACACCUGCCAAGCGUCGGCUCCAACCGUUUCCUGCCAGCCUGUGUGCCAGCAAACGUGCCAGCAGACCUGCCAACAGGCUGCCCAGAUUGUGGUACCAUGCCAGCAGACGUCAUCAGGAUGCGGCUGCUCAAGCGGUUACAGCCAAUGCGGAGGAUCGUGCUGUCGCCGACGUUGA